CAGAGAGAGAGAUUCUGGGGUUUUGGCUUGGUCCCUUGGGACUUUGAUCGACUCGUAAUGUCUCCGAGUCUUCAGAUUUCAGCUCAUUCUGCUUAAACGGCUUCUACUUCAGAUCUUCUCCAUUUUAUUGGUCUUUCAGAGAAUGGGGACUUGGGCGUGUCCUAUUUUCUCGAUUUCGGUUUUAGAAUUGGGUUUUUCUGUUACUUGGGUUUCUAUAAACGCUCCAUUACUUUUUCAAAUGGUGGUCCAUCUGUGCCCUGAUUUUUCUCAUCUGGACCAAGAAAAGGGUUGUUCAGAAGGAGGGCUUUGAGUAUCUCAUCAGCAUAUUGCCUUUAGUUUUUAUCACAUCAGUUCCUUCAGGGUUUCAUACAGAACCUAAGAUGGGUUCCAGAAUUCCAUCUCAUCAGCUCAGCAAUGGCCUUUACGUAUCAGGACGGCCAGAGCAGCCGAAGGAAAGGACACCAACUAUGAGCUCUGCUGCCAUGCCCUAUACAGGUGGAGAUAUCAAGAAGUCAGGAGAACUUGGGAAAAUGUUUGAUAUCCCUGUGGAUGGCUCUAAAUCUAGAAAAUCAGGCCCUCUAACUGGUGCUCCUUCAAGGACGGGAUCUUUUGGAGGUGCUGCCACACACUCUGGUCCAAUCAUGCCUAAUGCCACAGUUAGGGCCGGCUAUACCACUCUGGGGCCCAUAUCUUCUGGAGGCAUGUCUGGUUCAGCUUCCUUAAAGAAAUCAAAUUCUGGCCCACUAAAUAAGCAUGGUGAGCCUUUGAAGAAGUCAUCUGGUCCCCAAUCUGGUGGAGUAACACCAACAGGCCGCCAUAACUCUGGGCCUCUUCAUCAUGUGCUCCCUGCAACAGGUCUUAUUACAUCUGGACCCAUUUCUUCAGGCCCUUUAAAUUCUUCUGGGGCCCCUCGGAAGGUAUCUGGUCCUUUAGAAUCUAUGGGAUCGAUGAAAGUACCAGGCUCCUCUGUUGUUAACAAUCAGGCUGUGACUAUUCUUACUCAAGAUGAUGAGUUUUCCUUCAAGAGGAACCUCCCUAAGUUAGUGUCAUGGUCACUAAUUCUUCUUUUCGUGAUGGGGUUCAUUGCUGGUGGGUUUAUUCUUGGAGCUGUCCACAAUGCCAUUCUCCUUAUGGUGGUAGUGGCACUUUUCGGUUCAGUUGCUGCAUUAUUCAUCUGGAAUACUUUUUGGGGGAGAAGAGCCAUUAUUGGUUACAUUGCUCGUUAUCCUGAUUCGGAGCUUAGAACUGCGAAGAAUGGGCAAUAUGUGAAGGUCUCUGGGGUGGUCACUUGUGGCAAUGUGCCUCUUGAGACAUCAUUUCAAAAUAUUUCUCGAUGUGUGUAUACAUCAACAAGUUUACAUGAGUAUCGAGGAUGGGAUUCAAAGGCUGCGAACCCUUCACAUCGCCAUUUUACUUGGGGGCUCAGAUCAUUAGAAAGGCGUGUGGUUGACUUCUACAUCUCAGAUUUCCAGUCUGGAUUGAGAGCCUUGGUAAAGACUGGCUAUGGAGCAAGGGUGACCCCAUAUAUUGACAACUCAAUUGUCAUUGAUGUUAAUCCAGAGAAUGAAGAGUUGUCCCCAGAGUUCAUCAGGUGGUUGGGAGAGAGGAACCUCUCAAGUGAUGAUCGGAUGAUGCGGUUAAAAGAGGGGUAUAUCAAAGAAGGAAGCACAGUUAGUGUAAUGGGAGUUGUUCAGAGAAAUGAGAACGUGCUUAUGAUUGUCCCUCCACCGGAGCUGUUCACAACCGGAUGCCAAUGGGCAAAAUGUAUUUUCCCUGCUAGCCUCGAGGGUAUUGUUUUAAGGUGUGAAGAUGCAUCGAAGAACGAUGUCAUACCAGUUUAGCUGUAUAUGAGCUAUGAACUUCUUCAGUUAUUGCCUCUCCGAGUUUUUUUUUUUUUUUUUUUUCGUUCUCUACUAAUAUUGAUGGUAUUGGCGGUGGGAGUAACAAGCGAUAGGGGGAUUAUGAUGGUUUAAGGUGGGGUUGCCAUUCGUAUUCCUGGGUGUAUAGUUUUGCAGUGUUUCACUCUGUUUUAUUUUAUUUUUAUUUUUUUCUUCUAGGGUGGAAUUCUUUUUUUAACGAGGGUGCUUGCUGUAGUGAGGAGUUUUACUACUUGUUUGAGCAGAUUAAGAUUAUGUUAAAUAGUAGGAAAUUUAUGAGGCAUCGACUCUAUACAGAAACUGACUGGUAAUUUGUCUGCAUCCACACGCUGAGAAGGAUAUAAUUGUCUUAUCGACGCUUUUUAUCC
This is a messenger RNA of Juglans regia (Persian walnut), 2245 nucleotides long. RefSeq lists its product as uncharacterized. The transcript is spliced from 7 exons. The record is from RefSeq and is a predicted model, not a curated record. NCBI's taxonomy places the organism in Eukaryota, Viridiplantae, Streptophyta, Magnoliopsida, Fagales, Juglandaceae. Bases 381 to 1841 code for a protein of 486 amino acids.